This is a messenger RNA of Musa acuminata AAA Group (dessert banana), 1450 nucleotides long. RefSeq lists its product as uncharacterized. Lineage: Eukaryota; Viridiplantae; Streptophyta; Magnoliopsida; Zingiberales; Musaceae. The transcript is spliced from 4 exons. The record is from RefSeq and is a predicted model, not a curated record. The coding region runs from base 882 to 1319 and encodes 145 amino acids.
UCAUUAUUCUGUCUCUCUGUUAAUCCAUAUACAAUUCAGAAAGAUCAUCCAAUUAUUUUGUCCCUCUUAAUCCAUCACUUUGUAGGUCUUUGUAGGCUUUGGUUUCUUCCAGGACAUCUUCAUUAUCAAGUUGAAACACCUAAAAAGCCAUGUUUCUUGUUUGCCGCCUUGUCAACUCUUCUUUUAAUGAGUGCAGCUUCUGCAUCAUAUUCUUUUUUCUUUGAAGCAAAGUGUGCACACCAAUUGGUUAGAGUACUAAUUGAAUCUUUACAAUCCUUUUGCCUUUCUUUGUCUCUGCAUGUGCCGGAUAAAUCUGCUGCUGCUGCUGCCUUGUGUGUCACAGGCAAAAGCCUAGGGAGGAUUAACAUGUUAUCUUCAUCAUCAAAGUGACCAAUCCAAUCCUUUCUUUCUGGUGAUUAUUAGAACUCGGCAAACUUGAAACUGGGACGGAGCUAUGCUUUCAGAAGAAUCCUAGGGGUUGCCAUUCUUUUGAGCCUUCAGUAAUGCAGCUUGUGAGUUCAUAGGCAGUGAGAUCAAGCAGCCUGGGCACCGUCAACUAUUCCUUCUUUGGUAGUUAAGCUACAACAAGGCAAAGACCACAUUAGCACCAGAUUACAGGACAAAAGUCUUCUCAGGAAGCUGCAGUUUAAGAUCAGCUGUGAUCUUAAGCUCAAGACUUGUGUUCUGCUUCAUUCUGAGAGUGCUUGGACAAAGACAGCUGCUUGUGGUGGCAAAAGGAUUCAAAGGUGGUGCCGAAGUUACGAUGGCUAUCAUCUUAGUUUCCCCUGCCUUAUUGAGCUAAUCCUUCAACCAACCGGAGCACAUCGAAAAGGAGAGCCUUACUAGUUGCAGAAUAGUAGCAGCAGCAGCAGCUGAUCACCAUGAAUGGCUUUGGAGAUCGACCAAAGACGUGGAGUGACAACACAACUCCAUCAGGAACAAAUGACAAGGAGGCUGCUUUCAAGGACUUGAGCUCGUCCAUGAAUGCUCUCUCCUUUGGCUUCAUUGCAACAGCAAUCUUGGUAUCCAUGUUCCUCGUCAUGGCGAUCUUCGAGCAUUUACUCAGAUCAAGGGCCUCUCACCCACCAUCUCAAACCAAUGCUCAUGGACACCUGGAGAUGCGCCAAGAACAGGAUCAGAUGCCUCCAAAGAUGAUCAAGAACUGGCAAAAUGUGGCAACUUCAAGCACAGUUGACUUCUCAGUCUUGAUGCCAGGACAACUGUAUCCAACAUACCUUGCUCAACCGGCUCCUCUCCCUUGCCCAAGAGAAGGGAUCAUUUGGCCUUCUCAUGACCACCAUGCCUUCGCUUCUCCCUAGCUUUCAAUCCCUCCUUGAUCCAUUCAGAUCUUGUACAAGCCCAUAUGCCCCUUGGUCACUUGUCAAAAUGUACUUCUCCCCUAUUGAUUUAUCAACAAAGUUCAGCUGUUCAUCGGUGUGUGCCCUCUCAA